UAUUGAAAUAACCUUUUCCAGUAAAGGGAGAUUUUUUUUACAUUGCACAAACACUUUUUGAGAAUUUUUUUUUGCCUUUAGGGCCAUGGAAAUUUGAUAUUUCAAUUGAGCAUCAGAAGCCUGCAACACUGUCUGGUGACAAAAUCACUAGUCAACCAGAGGAAACACCAAAUUCAGCAAAAAAAUUUACUCUCCCCGCGUAACUGGCAAACUGAGUCUCUGACGAGUAUUGAGAUUGUGUUUUGAAGCAAAUACAGACUGCACAACUCUGAAGGCUUUCAUUUGAGUUAAAUAAUUUAUAGAUACACUGGAUCUCCAUUUGGAUCAGAAGAAAUGGAGGAGUACACUCCAUCAAAGAAAAUUUCGUUGGAGCAAAAAAAGUAUCAUGUAUUUCUAAGCUUCCGAGGUAGUGAUACAAGGCAAAAACUGGUGGACCAUCUAUUUGAAUCUCUGAGUGCUGCAGGUAUUCAUGUUUUUCUAGACAGUGAACGAUUAAGGAGAGGGGAGAACAUUGAUAGGAGCCUGAGGCAGGCAAUUGAGGACACAUGUAUUCAUAUUCCAAUUUUCUCCACAAACUAUGCCGAUUCUCCAUGGUGCCUAAAGGAAGUCACAGAGAUGCGAAAAUCCACAGGACUUAUCAUCCCCUUGUUUUAUGAUGUCGAGCCAGCAGAUGUCAGACAUCCAGAUGCACGCAAGUAUGCUAGGGCUUUUGCAAGUCACUCUCAGAGAAAGAGAUAUCCACUGGAAACCAUCACUGAAUGGAAAGAGGCUUUGCAAUAUGUCUCCUCCUUAUCAGGAUGGUCUAUGCAGAUAACAUCAGGGUAUGAGGGGAAGCUCAUCAAGCGUGUUGUGACAGAUGUUCUAAACACAUUGAACAAUGUUCCACUGGAUAUCACAAAAUCUGCUGUUGGACUUAAAGAACGAAGGGAUGCAGUUAUUAAGUUGCUGAAGAUUGGCGUCAAUGGAAAAGAAGCCUAUACAGUUGGGAUUUGGGGCAUUGGAGGUGUUGGGAAAACUACGCUAGCCAAGGCAGUUUACAAUGACAUUUUUAAGAAGUUUGAAGCAGUUUCCUUUGUGGCUGAUGUUCGUGCCAAUGCCCAAAACAUCAAUGGACUCUGCAGGUUGCAGAGACAGAUCUUGAGAGAUCUCUUGAAAAUAAAAAUUAGAGUGAACAAUGUUGAUCAUGGCAAAGCUUUAAUGAGAGAACGUUUGCACUCCAUACGUGCUCUUGUUGUUCUGGACGAUGUAGAUCACAAAAAGCAGAUUGAAGCCCUGGGUGCAGAGUGGCUUUCAGCAGGUAGCAGAGUCAUUGUUACGACACGUGAUAAAGCUGUCUUCAAUGAUGAAAUUUGCAUUUAUCCUUUGCUUGAACUCGGGAAGGAUGAAGCUCUUCAAUUGUUCUGUUGGCAUUCCUUUCUUAAGCCAUGUCCAGAUAAUAAUUAUAAAAAAAUAUCCGAAAGGAUAGUAAAUGCAUGCUGCGGACUUCCACUUUCUUUGGAAGUAGUUGGGGCGUUCUUGUACCAGAGAAAAGACGAAAUAUGUUGGAAGGAGACACUCAGACAGCUUGAAACUGCAAGGUUUGAUGACAUAUACAGCCGCCUCAAAAUCAGCUACCAAGAUCUCAACAUUGAGGAAAAGGAAAUUUUCCUUGACAUUGCUUGUUUUUUUGUGGGGCAUGACGGGAAAGGUGCAAUUAGUUUCUGGGAAGAACUAAAUCUGAAUCCACAUAUUAACCUCUCCAACUUAGAACUGAAGUCACUCAUCAAAAUAGGUUAUGAUGAAAUCAUAUCAAUGCAUGAUCAUCUGAGGGAUAUGGGGCGAGCAAUUGUGGGGGAUGAAUCUCGGGAUCCAGGCAAGCGCAGCAGGCUUUGGAAGUCAAAUGAAGCUUAUCAAGCGCUCCAAAGAAAUCCGGUUCUGGAUAGUGUCCAAAGCAUCUCUUUUUCAGGUUCAGAACAGAGCAUUACAGUUGAGAAUAUGAGGUCAAUGAGAAACUUACAUUUAAUUUCCUUGGAUGAGACUGUUAUACAAGGUGAUCUGCAACCAUUAUCUUUAAAUCUUAGAUGGUUUAGAUGGAAUUCGUGUCCAUGGCAUUAUUUGCCAUCUGAGUGGAGUAUGGAACAUCUUGUUGUUCUUGAUUUGGGUACCAGAAAACAUAUUCCAUGCAAUAUCAAAGAACUUUGGAGUGAAAAUUCUCCGUGUAAGAAGCCCAAGAAUCUCAAAGUUCUUCUGCUGAGCUGGUGUAUUAAUCUUGAAAGAUUGCCUGAUCUUUCAAAUUAUAGAUCCCUUUUAAGGGUUGAUUUGAAAAAUUGUUUCAGUCUAAGAAAGGUACCUGAAUCAGUUGGCCUUCUGCAACAGCUAAAAUGUCUGAACUUAUCAGGCUGUAAAACUCUAGAAGGACUUCCAGAUAGUAUCAGUGGUCUCUCAUCACUUGAAAAGCUCUCUAUGAAUGGUUGCUCAUCCAUUAGAAAGCUACCAAAUACGUUCGGGACUCUGGGAGCCCUAAAAGAACUAGAUAUAGGCUGUUUAGACAAGAUUGAAGAGCUUCCUCCUUUCGGAACAGGCAGUUUGCUGAAGAAGCUCAUUCUAAGCGGCUGCCUCAAGCUAAGAAGUUUGCCUACAUCGAUAUGUGAACUCAAGCAUCUCAAUUGCCUGGUGAUGAACAAAUGUAGUAGUAUAUCCCAUCUGCCUAAGGAAUUGGGGAAACUUGAAAGCCUCCGUGAAUUGUUUGUGAAUGACUGCCGUUGUCUACGUGGGCUUCCUGAAAGUUUUGGAAUGCUUACAAAUCUUACAACUUUGGAACUGAGGAAGGAUGUGAGCUUAAUUGAACUCCCAGAUAAUUUUUCCAGGCUUCGAUCAUUGGUGCAGUUGAAUGCAAGUGGUUCUCAUCUCUUAAAUGGUCUUCCUCCAAAGUUUGAAGAUUUGUGUACUCUGAAGAUUCUCAACUUGCAAAAUAGUUUCCUUAACAGUUUGCCUUCCAAGCUUGGUAAGCUUGAAAACCUGAAAACUCUUAUUCUGAACAAAUGUGACAAGUUAUUGGAAUUGCCUUCUCUUCCUGCAUCACUUGAGAGGCUUGAAGCAGAGGAUUGUAUGCAAAUGAAGGCAAUCUCGUAUUUCUCAAAUUUGAAAAAUUUGAAAAUUUUGGCCCUGCGGAACUGCAACCACUUAGCUGCAUUGCCAGACCUGAGCUCAUUGUAUUCUUUAAUAAAACUAGACAUAAGGGGUUGCACAAACAUCAAAAGUCUUGAAGGUUUACAAGGAUUGAAAAGUUUACAGGAAUUAUGCUUAAGUGGGUUCAUUGGAUUAGACCUGAUCCAAAUUAUGAAGGAUAUGCCCUUCCUUCGGGACUUCAGUGAAACAGGAAUGCAGCUAAAUUGUUUACAAGUGCAUGACUGGGAAUUACCGUCUUCCAGCUUCAGAGAUAUAUGGUCGUUCCCUGUAGAAAUCAACUCCAAAUGUGCGGGAAUUGUACUAUUUUUUAAUUUAGAACUCAACUCUAAAGAAACUGAGAACAAUGUUGCUCGUUACAUGGAAAUUUCCUUUAAGAGAGACGAUGAAGAGUUUUUCAGUGCUAAAGUAUCCAUCCAAGGAGCUGAAAAGAUUAUGUUCAUUUAUAGAGCACAACAUCCUGUCAUCACUUCGCUAAACAAUAUUCAAAGGCUUUCUAUUGAAGGCCAAGGCAAAGGAAUCCAUAUCAAAGAAGGUGGGAUAAGGUCAUACUGGAUCAUAGAUGAACCUUGUCACAUUCUUGAUACAAAUGAGAAUGGCAACAAUGAAAAAAAUAUAGAACAGUACAAAGAGUCCACUUGUGGAGGGACAGAGGAAAAUUCAGCGCCUCAGGAAGGUGGCUGUCUCAGUUGCUAUGCAAGGUCUCAGUUGCUGUGCAACACUAUUAUUUCUAGUUGCUGCACAAAGUGUCUUAGGUUCUGUCAAGCAGUGGACAAAGAGACAAGAGAUAUGGAUUCAGAGGGUGAUAAAGAAAGGUUAUGCUCCACCAACCAUGCCAUGUCAAGUAUGCCACUUUCUUGGACUUCAAAGGCUAACACUAUGCCAAAUGUAGAUGACAUCCAAUGUCACAUCACGAUAAAUGAGAGAACUAACAAGUUUUUUGGUGUCGACGAUGGCAUAGAUCAUAUGAUUGAAAAGGCAGUGCAGGCAUUAUGGGGGCAACUCAGGGCCAAGAUAAAUGCCCAGGCAUGUGAAAUAGCAAGUUUGCAGAGUAGUCCAUUGGUGGAGAAUGGACCUCCUACUCCAGAGUUAGAUAAGGAUAGAGUUACAACUCUUACAAAGGGUGCAAGCACAAUGACUGCCAUAUCUCGUGCCUCAAAUCAAGCCAUCAAAUCUGAUGGCCGCUUGAUUAUCCCAUGAAUUUUCAGGAUAAACUUUGGUUUUGCAAGAGAAUCCGGUGUUAGUUGUCGUGCUAUACGAGGAUGAGCGGCAAUACCAUAAGUUCGAGAUUAAUAGUUCUUGCAACUAUUUCCCUUAUAAUCUGGAAAGAAAGCUCAUUCCAAUGAAGACUACUAACUACAUUCAUUCAUGUUGGCAAUUGACUCCGGCACUGGAUAUUAUAAUAGAUGAAAUUUAUGAUCUAGGUUCGUUUGUAGAGAUGCUUGCUAAUUUCGAAAGAAAUGUGGUAAUAAUGAUUAUUUUUUCUUAGAUUAAUGCCACUAGCAUUCUAAACAUAGGCACCUAUUUGUGUUCUCUUUUCUUUCUUUUUCAUUUGAAAGAAUGCAAAUUACUUACAAGUUUGGAGUAAAAAACUGCAAAAUUUGUUGUUUAUUUGUAUUCUUUUGACAAUAUUAUAUUCAA
Molecule: messenger RNA, 4806 nt
Organism: Cryptomeria japonica (Japanese cedar)
Lineage: Eukaryota; Viridiplantae; Streptophyta; Pinopsida; Cupressales; Cupressaceae
Product: disease resistance protein RUN1
Exons: 7
Coding region: 334-4365 (1343 amino acids)
Biological process (GO): signal transduction; defense response
Molecular function (GO): ADP binding
Source: RefSeq, a predicted model, not a curated record